AUAAAUUUCAUGCUGUUUACGUAUAGAAGGAUGUGAUGGGAUGAAGAUAUAACUUUUAUAGAAUAUAGACUCUUAUUUAUAUAGUGAUAUUAUAUAGUGAUAUGUGUUAACUGUGCUAGUCACUGAUGUUACUCAUGCUAGGCAAAUAAAGAGCUUCUAAUUCUGACUAGUGGUGUGAAAUUCCUCACACUUUUCUCUCCAGAUGAACCGGUAAUCAAAUUAGUCGAGUUAAAAAUCGAGUUGAAAUACAUGUUUUAUGAGGUAAAACCUUCGUUUGAAGAAAGGAAACCCCCAAAAAACUACACUACCCAGAAUGCACCACGGCUCCAAAGUCCCUUUGUUGCCGGAAAGCUACUGGAGAAUGCUAGGACACAAUGAUCUUCCGAGCACCUGCAAGUUGCAUAAAGGAGACCCGGCUCAGGAGGAGGAGCGGCAGGGGGAGCAAAUCAUCUCAAACCCAGACGCAUUUUUCCCGAAUUGUUCCCCAACGGCAGCUCGUUUUCUCCAGGCUGAGCUAGAACUCAGCGCCCGUCUGCGAACUUUGACCUUUAGAGAUCCUGUGCGUUAUGUGUACAACCCGCUGGAGUAUGCAUGGGACACACAUCGUCUCUACGCUGAGAAAUACUGUCACAGCGGACAGAGCGUCCUGUUCCUGGGGAUGAACCCGGGACCGUUCGGCAUGGCGCAGACCGGCGUUCCCUUCGGUGAGGUAAAUGCUGUGCGUGAUUGGCUGAAGAUCUCUGGCGAGGUGGGUCGUCCUCCUAACGAGCAUCCGAAACGUCCAAUCAGAGGCUUCCUCUGCACUCAGAGUGAAGUGAGCGGCGCGCGGUUCUGGAGUUUCUUCCAGGAGCUCUGCAGAGAACCCGAACACUUUUUCAGUCACUGUUUCGUCCAUAACCUGUGCCCUCUGAUGUUCAUGAGAGAGUCGGGGAGGAACGUGACGCCCCCCGAGAUGCCCGCUGUGGACCGUGACGCCCUGCUGAUCCACUGCGACGCCGCGCUGUGCCAAGUGGUACGUGCCCUUGGCGUUUCCAUCGUGAUCGGAGUGGGCAAGGUGGCAGAGCAGCGAGCCCGACGUGGCCUCGCCGAAGCCGGAUUGGAAGUGAAGGUGGAGGGAAUCAUGCAUCCCUCACCCAGGAACCCGCUGGCCAAUAAGGGCUGGGCUUCUGUGGCUCGAACCAAGUUAGAGCAGAUAGGGGUCUUGGAUUUACUCACAAAGUGACUGAAUACUUACAGGAUGUUUUUAUUUGUAUUUAUAUUGUUUUAUAUAAAGUACACUACACUCAGCGCAUCCUUUACCUCCAGUAUAGUAGAUCAGAUGAGACGUGUUCGGUGUCUGAAGCUCGCUUCACGAUUCUGGGUUAUUGGAGCUAACAAGUAAUGGAAGUGUAUAGCCUCCAGUUUAGCCUCAGUGUCAGACUCACUGGUGUGCUUUCUGACACUCUGAGACACGCUGUUAUAU
Ictalurus furcatus (blue catfish) is the source of this 1462-nucleotide messenger RNA. It is a transcript of the gene smug1, whose product is annotated as single-strand-selective monofunctional uracil-DNA glycosylase 1. Lineage: Eukaryota; Metazoa; Chordata; Actinopteri; Siluriformes; Ictaluridae. Gene Ontology annotation, molecular function: single-strand selective uracil DNA N-glycosylase activity; oxidized pyrimidine nucleobase lesion DNA N-glycosylase activity. The coding region runs from base 314 to 1222 and encodes 302 amino acids. The record is from RefSeq and is a predicted model, not a curated record. The transcript is spliced from 3 exons. Gene Ontology annotation, biological process: base-excision repair.